GGUAGGAGAAGUUACGACGUCGUAUCAUUGGUCUUCCAUCGGUCUCUUCACCGGCUUAAACCCUAAACCCUGUGGAGUGAAGAAAAGAGGUGAGAAAAAACCAGCCGAACAAAUGCUGAUUGCUCGAAAGCUUUCUGCUUUGAAGCUCAAACCCAUUCUCUCCCUGCGUUUCGUUUCCCCUUUGCAGCGCUCGCAGUUAUUUUCUUCACCUUCCUGCUCAAACCCACGAAUCCUUUGCCCACUUCCUUCCGCUACUCCACUUCCUCUUUCGCCUUCUUCCUCCUCCCAGCCUUUCUCCUCCAAACCCACACCUCCAGAAUCUCCGCUUCUCACCCGUGAUGGGAACUACUCCGAAGCCACUUCCCGAUUCUCCCUCGUCUGCCCUGGCUGUGGAGUUCACAUGCAAGACACCAAUCGCAAGCAUCCAGGCUUCUUCGUCAAGCCCUCAAGGAAAGAUUCCAAUUAUCGCCUUCUUACGCAUCUUGUGCCCGUCGACGAUGAAUCUGAAUGCUCCGAUCUCCUCAAAAGAGGCCUCGUAAUGGAGCCUGAACAUCAGAAAAGUGAAGAGAAUGUGAACGAGAAAGCCCAGAAGCCGACUGUGUGUUCGCGGUGUCACUCAUUGAGGCAUUAUGGGAAGGUAAAGGAUCCUGCACUGGAGAAUUUGCUGCCGGAUUUUGAUUUCGAUCAUACUAUCGGUAGGAGACUGGUGUCCACGACGGGAACCCGGUCUGUUGUGCUGUUGGUCGUUGAUGCUGCAGAUUUUGAUGGGUCAUUCCCAAAGAAGGUCGCGAACUUGGUCUCGGCGACUAUUGAAGACAAUUCAACUGUCUGGAAACAGGGGAAAUCGGGUAAUGUGCCUAGAGUGGUGCUGGUGGUGACAAAAAUAGAUCUGCUGCCUAGCUCUGUAUCACCAACGAGGUUUGAGCAUUGGGUGAGGCAGAGAGCGAGGGAGGGUGGUAUCAACAAGAUAACAAGUCUGCACAUGGUGAGCGCGGUUAGAGAUUGGGGGCUGAAAAGUUUGGUGGAGGAUGUAAUUGACUUGGUUGGGCCGAGGGGAAAUGUGUGGGCAGUUGGAGCACAAAAUGCUGGGAAAAGCACGCUGAUUAAUUCAAUAGGAAAGCACGUUGGUGGGAAGAUCACGCAAUUGACUGAAGCACCAGUUCCUGGUACAACUUUGGGGAUAAUCAGAGUGGAGGGUAUGUUUCCGGGUCAAGCCAAAUUGUUCGAUACGCCUGGCCUUCUCAAUCCCCAUCAAAUUACUACGAGAUUGACAAGGGAAGAGCAGAAACUUGUUCACAUCAGCAAGGAAUUGAAGCCGAGGACUUACAGGAUAAAGGCUGGUCAUACAAUUCAUGUUGCGGGGCUCAUGAGGCUAGAUGUGGAAGAAACAUCUGUGGAUACAAUUUAUGUUACAGUGUGGGCAUCUCCUUAUCUUCCAUUGCACAUGGGGAAAACAGAAAAUGCAAGCAAAAUACUGGAGGACCAUUUUGGCAAUCAGUUGCAGCCACCUAUAGGCAAAGAUCGAGUUGCAGAACUUGGAAAAUGGGUGAGAAGGGAAUUUCAUGUUUGUGGGAGUAGUUGGGAUUCAAGUUGUAUGGAUGCUGCUGCUGCUGGACUGGGUUGGUUCGCCAUUGGUCUUAAAGGAGAGGCAGUCUUAAGCAUAUGGACUUAUGAGGGCAUCGAGGUUGUUCUAAGAAGUUCUGUCAUUCCUGACAGAUCAAACUUCUUUGAAGAUGCUGGAUUUACAGUCUCAAAAGUUGUCUCCAAGGCUGAUCAGGCUGCAAACAAAUCACUUGAUCAAAGUGAAAGGAAGACGAAAAAGGGUGACUCCAAAGUUCAUGUGCUGGCUGAAACGUCAGGGUCGUAAGCUCGCUCGGAAUGUGAUUCUGCUUGAAGUUUGUAGCACUGUACAGAAAGUGGUCCACAUCAGUGUAUAAGCAUGGUGUUUGAUGGAAUUUACACUAAAGAAUUGCAACGCAGGCAUCGUCAAGACUUCUGCCUGGAGACGAGGAUUUUGAAGACUUUCAAUCAGUGAUUAUCUUCUGGGAUCUGUGUGACUUUCUCCUCCCGCAACACAAAUCAAAGGUUGAACGAGGCUGUGAUGCACUGCGUACUCAAAGUAAGUUGCUUCAUCAGAGAAUGAUAAUUAAGUCCACUGCUUCAUUUUCAAGGAAGGCUUCAGCUUCUUUACUCGUUACUCUAAUUGUUGCAGUAAUUAUAACUUGAGGGAUUGUUGCGGUUGAUUCUUUUUGCUAGUGAGGUCGUACUUGUCUGAUCAAUCAUCAAGAUUCUUUCUUUUCUAUCUU
Messenger RNA from Cucurbita moschata (crookneck pumpkin), 2306 nucleotides. RefSeq names its product GTP-binding protein BRASSINAZOLE INSENSITIVE PALE GREEN 2, chloroplastic. The transcript is spliced from 3 exons. Gene Ontology annotation, cellular component: mitochondrion. Gene Ontology annotation, molecular function: GTP binding. The coding region runs from base 113 to 1867 and encodes 584 amino acids. The record is from RefSeq and is a predicted model, not a curated record. Lineage: Eukaryota; Viridiplantae; Streptophyta; Magnoliopsida; Cucurbitales; Cucurbitaceae.